Paramormyrops kingsleyae is the source of this 2678-nucleotide messenger RNA. RefSeq names its product ras-related protein Rab-5B-like. Gene Ontology annotation, molecular function: GTPase activity; GTP binding. Lineage: Eukaryota; Metazoa; Chordata; Actinopteri; Osteoglossiformes; Mormyridae. The record is from RefSeq and is a predicted model, not a curated record.
UUCUAACUCAGUCAGCAGGACAGAAUGAUCUCCAGCCUUGUCACCCUCAACACUCUCACUGAAAUUAUGUCUGCAGGUCCUUUUGUGGCAGGGCUGAAAUGCAGUGGAAAUGGGUUUUUUAGGAUUAACUUAGUUUUCAUAGCAAAGAGGGACUUUACAAUUAACUGCAAUUCAUCUGAUCACUCUUCAUAACAUUCUGGAGUAUAUGCCAAUUGCCAUCAUAAAAACCGAGGCAGCGGACUUUGUGAAAAACAAAACUUGUGUCAUUCUCAAAACUUUUGGCCACGACUGUACAGAUGGCAGCAGCAGCCCUCGUCAUUUUAACAUGAGAAGUGAAAGCGAAUGGAAGAAACGCGGCACGUCCUAUUGGUCAAGGCGGAUGUCCGUCAGCGAAGAGCCCAGGACGCCCGAGGCAGCUGAGCAGCGGCGCGGUGAGGCGCUGUCCCGGGAACGCGAGGCCUGCGGAGAGAGCGCUCCGCUGCGCCUCUUGGAAAUGACGGCAAUCUCCUCUUCCUGGAAUUUUAAUUUGCUUCGCUCGGGAAGUUACUCGGUGUGCGUUCUUUGUUGCAGGGUGGAGGGGCAUUUAUCUGAAUUAUACGGAGCUUGCUGGUCUUUCUAAAUUUACAGCAUUCUCCAGCCCAAAUGGCAGGGCGCCCCUUGCGAUUCAACGGCCAACCUCAGCCCAGCAAACUGUGCCAGUUCAAACUGGUACUGCUGGGAGAGUCUGCAGUGGGCAAGUCCAGUUUGGUGUUGCGCUUUGUCAAAGGCCAAUUUCAGGAGUACCAGGAGAGCACCAUCGGAGCUGCAUUCCUGACUCAGUCUGUGUGCCUGGACGACACCACAGUGAAGUUUGAGAUCUGGGACACGGCUGGACAGGAACGCUACCACAGUCUGGCCCCCAUGUACUACAGAGGAGCCCAAGCGGCCGUUGUGGUGUAUGACAUCACUAAUGCAGAGACGUUUGCCCGUGCCAAGACUUGGGUGCAAGAACUUCAGAGACAAGCCAGCCCGAACAUUGUAAUGGUGCUGGCUGGGAACAAGGCCGACUUGUCCGGCAAGAGGACCGUGGAAUAUGAGGGGGCACAGGUCUAUGCAGAUGACAACAGCCUUCUGUUUAUGGAAACCUCUGCAAAGACUGGAAUGAAUGUCCGUGACCUUUUCCUCGCCAUCGCCAAGAAACUGCCAAAAAAUGAGCCUCAGAGCAGUGCAGGUGGGGCCGCGGGCCCGGGGGUUCGAGCAGGUGUUGAUCUGAACCAGCCCAGUCAGGCUGUCAAGGGCCAGUGUUGUGGGAACUGAGAAGAGCAAGCCUUUGCAGGAGAAAACGAACAGGUGGACCUCAAGUGUCUGGUUUGAUGGCGAGAGCACAUAUAACAGGAAUAAAUAUAGGCAUCUCACAACAUGCCCCCUACACCAAAGUCUUCUUUUACCUGGCAGAGCUCUGCUGCCCAGCUGGAGUGGAGCUGUCCAGGUACUCUUUGGCACAGGCAACCAGGGAGGGAUGUGAAAGGGAGGGAUGUGACAGGGAAGGCUGGGCCACAAAGCAAAGAACCCCACCCUGAGCUGUUUGGCGUUGAGGAAACUCGGCAUCACCAAGAUACACUAAAUGCUGUUGAAGCCACAUACCUUCUUGGACGUGGACUUCAAACACACUUGGUCUCUCUAUAAACAUUUGGUUGAGUGGUGAAGUCGAUAAGAAUGAUGGGAGAUAAGAACUGAAGAUGCUUACCUGAGUGGAGUGUUUCUUUAACUUGGGUCCAUCAAAGGUAGCCGUGUCCUUCAUAGGACGGCAUGCCUGCUUAAUGGGCUCCUGUCUGGGGGGGCCUUGCUUUGAAUUUCUUGCAGGAUGGACACCUGGGUGCCACUCAAAAGUGGAUGUACAGGUUCCACAAUAAUUUUGGGGCUUUAUAACAGGUGGAAAGGCUGAGUCGAUAUGCUUUACAAUUACAAUCACAUGGGAUGCCAUUGGCUAUAUGAAAACUGAGUGCUUAGUGCCUAAAUAAAUAACAUUUGUACAUUACAAGUAUAACAUGCUGGAAAAGUGCAAGUAUGGUCAAUUGAGGACAGAGUUCACAGUAAUGAGAGAUAAAGUCUUUGACAAUCCUGACUGAAGACAGACACCAAAUACAGGUUAGCGUCAUAUGGGUGUAGAUAUGACUAAUAAAAGGAAUUAACAAAGGCAGAACCUAGAUGUGUAUUUGUAUAAGCACAGUCACAGUCCUCACUUAUAGCUCCUCCUGUCAUCUGCCAGCCAAUAUUUUCUUCAUGUUAAAUGGAAAUUUAAUUUUAAUACAUUUCAGUAAAGCAAACAAAAGAAACUUAAGCAAAGGGUAAUUUUACCAUCUUAUCAAUUACACAUGGGAACAGUAGAUCUUGCCUUUGAAAAGAUCAUUAUUCAAUAAGAUGCUCAAUUCAAAAACAUUUUUUUAUUUGCUAGCACUGUAUUUAAAAAAAAUAUGUAAAAAUAAUUAAAAGCAUAACCAAAUUAUGUGUGCAUGCAGUUUAAACACUGGACUGACUUUCUGUAGACAUUUUUGAAACUAAGGCAUUGACUAUUGAAUCUAAGUGUUUGAUGUCCCAAAAAUAAGACAAAAGUAUGAUUUGUGUUUAUACUUUUAUAUAACCUGCACUUUAUAUAACCUGCUUUUCUCCAAUAAAGUUAUAUAUUUGUUCUCUAUUAA